Messenger RNA from Archocentrus centrarchus (flier cichlid), 5170 nucleotides. It is a transcript of the gene inpp5f, whose product is annotated as inositol polyphosphate-5-phosphatase F. Lineage: Eukaryota; Metazoa; Chordata; Actinopteri; Cichliformes; Cichlidae. The transcript has 20 exons. Gene Ontology annotation, biological process: phosphatidylinositol dephosphorylation; regulation of endocytic recycling. The record is from RefSeq and is a predicted model, not a curated record. Gene Ontology annotation, cellular component: clathrin-coated endocytic vesicle; early endosome. The coding region runs from base 361 to 3786 and encodes 1141 amino acids. Gene Ontology annotation, molecular function: phosphatidylinositol-4-phosphate phosphatase activity.
CCUAUGACGUCUUGAACGGCACACCGCAGCCCCUGCCUGGGGACUCUUUCUCACUCACGGCUGUGCGGCCGCCUUCACUCUGCGCGGCAUGACCGUGGGAAGGGAUGUUCCUCCAGCACGAAGUGAGUUUGAGUGUCAAAAUGCGCAGAAGUGGAAUAAACAAAUCGGACACGCAUCCAGCCGCUGCUCCCGCUAGCUCGCAAGGUAGCUAGCUACAGUAACAACGGGAGCCAGUGGGAAACGAGCUAACCGAGGCUAUCUACGGUUAACCUCCGAGGCGUGAAGGACCUGGACCAGGCUGCCGGGCCAGCUAGUUGUUUGGUUUUUUUUUGUGUAACGUGAAGGGACAAAAUAAUAAUAAUGGAGCUGUUUCAAGCCAAAGACGAGUACAUUCUCCAGAGCGGGGACCGCGCUCUGUGGUGCAGCCGAAAAGACGGGACGAUGACCGUCAGACCUGCCACAGACCUGCUGUUAGCUUGGAACCCAGUGUGUUUGGGUUUGGUGGAAGGUGUCAUCGGAAAGAUACAGCUUCACACAGAUCUUCCUCUCGGCCUCGUUUUAAUCCGUCAGAAAGCACUGGUUGGCCACUUACCAGGAAACCACAAAGUCUACAAAAUCACCAAGAUCGCUGUCAUUCCCCUGUCUGACGAAGAGCCUCAGGAGCUCGAGCUGGAGCUUUGCAAGAAGCAUCACUUUGGCAUCGACAAACCGGAAAAACUGGCCCAGUCUCCGGAUGAGUCCAAGUUGAUGAAGACUUUAAGUCAGAUCAAAUCUAACGUGGCUGUGCCCAUCAAGAAAAAGUAUUCCCCUGCCUUCCAGGUCAAGGAAAACAAAGAGAAGGAACGUCUGGAGAGGCGGCUGCUGGAUGAGCUGUACAAGAUAUUCAUGGACUCAGAUUCUUUCUACUACAGCAUGACCUAUGACCUGACAAACAGUGUACAGCGUCAAGGAGACUCUGAUAAGUCUGAUUUACCCCUGUGGAAGCAGGUGGAUGACCGUUUCUUCUGGAAUAAGCACAUGAUACAAGACCUUAUUGACCUUCAGGUCCCAGAGGUUGACUUCUGGGUGAUACCAAUCAUCCAGGGCUUUGUGCAGGUGGAGGAGCUGGUGGUAAACUACAAUGAGACCUCUGAUGAGGAGCGGAGCAGUCCUGACACCCCACCAAAGGAGAUCACUUGUGUUGAUGACAUCCAUCCUCGUUUUACUGUGGCCCUGAUCUCCAGACGUAGCCGCCACCGUGCAGGGAUGCGGUAUAAACGCAGAGGAGUGGAUGCAGACGGCCAUGUAGCUAACUAUGUGGAGACAGAGCAGUUGAUCCACGUGCACAGCCACACUCUGUCCUUUGUGCAGACUCGUGGCUCUGUGCCUGUCUUCUGGAGCCAGGCAGGGUAUCGCUACAACCCCCGGCCACGCAUAGAGAAAGGAGAGAAGGAGACUAUGGCUUACUUUGCCGCUCACUUUGAAGAGCAGCUCAAACUGUACAAGAAGCAGGUCAUCAUUAACUUAGUGGAUCAAAGUGGACGGGAGAAGAUCAUUGGUGAUGCAUAUCUGAAACAAGUCCUCCUGUACAACAACCCAAACCUCACUUAUGUUUCAUUCGACUUUCACGAGCACUGCCGUGGCAUGAAGUUUGAGAAUGUACAAAUACUGACAGAUGCGAUUUCUGAUAUCAUCACUGACAUGAAGUGGGCCUGGGUGGACCAAGCAGGAGUCAUCUGCAAGCAGGAGGGGAUGUUCAGAGUGAACUGUAUGGACUGUCUGGAUAGGACCAACGUGGUCCAGGCUGCUGUUGCUCGCGUAGUGAUGGAACAACAACUGAAGAAACUGGGUGUGAUGCCUCCAGAGCAGCCUCUGCCUCUCAAGUGUUACAGGAUUUAUCAGGUCAUGUGGGCAAACAAUGGUGACACCAUCAGCAGACAGUAUGCUGGCACAGCAGCUCUCAAGGGAGAUUUCACCAGGACGGGAGAGCGGAAACUGGCCGGUGUCAUGAAGGACGGGGUGAACUCAGCCAACCGUUAUUAUCUGAACCGUUUUAGGGAUGCUUACAGACAAGCAGUGAUUGACCUGAUGAUGGGCCUGCCAGUGACGGAGGACCUUUACUCCAUCUUCAGUAAGGAGAAGGAGCAUGAAGAAAAAGAGAAAGAGAGCCAAAGAGGGGCCCAGGAGCAGGUCAGUCUCCUUCUGCAGACCUACAUGCAGCUGUUGUUGCCAGACGAUGAGAAGUUUCAUGGCGGUUGGGCCCUCAUAAACUGUGACAUGAGCCUCAUUGAUGCAACCAACAAAGAUGAAGAUGUGCUGCUGCUCCUCUCUGACAAAGCAUAUUAUAUUGCUUACUAUGAUGAAGAAGCAGAUAAAGUCAACCAAUACCAACGUCUCAAUUUAGAGGGUUUGGAAAAGAUCGAAAUUGGUCCAGAGCCUACUCUUUUUGGGAAGCCAAAGUUCUGCUGUAUGCGACUGCACUACAAGAAUGAGGAGACUAGCGGAUACUUUCACACACUGCGAGCUGCAACACGAAAUCCUGAGGAUGACGGGAAAGAUACAUUACAGUGCAUAGCUGAGAUGCUUCGCAUAACUAAGCAGACUACAGGGAAUGACCUGCUCGUGGUUGAAAAGAAGCUGGAGAGGCGGCAGAGUAAACCUCAUGAAGAUAUAAUGGGGAUCCACAACAAACCUGCUGACCAAGUUCAGGGGAACUCCGGCCUGGCACAGGGCAAAAGUUUCAUCCUCAACAAAUUCUCCACUCUGAAUCAGAAAGUGAAACAGACCAAGACAAAUGUUAACAUUGGCCCCUUUAAGCCCCUCGGUAAGCUGGGGAACUUCUCUAAGCCUGAUGUAAAGGUGAAUUUCCUAAAGCCAACUAUGCACGUCAACCUGUGGAAGUCAGACAGCAGCUUGGAGACAUCAGAUAAUGCUCCUGGCACAGGAGCCCUAAAAGACAUUGGUAAUGAGAACUAUGACCACACCUCAGAUUCAGACUCUUAUAAUUCAGACCCAGAGCACCCGUGCGCUGGCUCCUUAGAAAAUGUGGACUAUGUGCUGCCCAGCUGCGGCAUUGUAGCAUCAAACCCCAGACUGGGCAGCCGGUCCCAGUCCAUCGGUAGUGCAGAGCUAAAUAUACCCUCCGUUAUCCGGGUCACGGGCUGUGACGGAAAGCAAGAAAGCUCAUCUCAUAUCAGUGAUGACAAGUCUCCCGGGGCCGCCUCAGUGGCUGAAGAAGCCAUUCUUAUUGACUUUGGUACUCCCAUUGAUGCCUACUGCCACCAGUUCAUCCAGGAUGCACAGACCAAACCUGUUGAGGUGUUCGGAGAGCUGCCACAAGCUGCCAUACCUCCACUCAACCCUGCAGUGCCUGUGCAUAAUAAGAACCCAGGAGACUCAAAAAAGCAGGCAAGCUCAGAGCAGAAUCAGCAGGAGGAGCCUCAGCUCCCCAGGCCUUCCCAGCUAGACGUCCAAUCCUCUACCUCCAGUUCCAGCCUCCUCACUAUCCAGAAGCCUAGCUCUGCAGUCUCAGGAGGCUCUCAGCGAAGCGCUUGCUCACAGGUGGAGGGCAGCCUCGGCCCCUCACCUGCCGACAGCAGCGGCAGCCGAGUGGUGUCUCCCUUUGCCAAGAUCAAGAGUUCUAUGGUUCAAGUGGCCAGCCUGACCCAGGCAGGGCUCACUGAAAGCAUCAACUUUGCAUUUGCAAAGGUACAGAAAAGCCCCGAGCCCGAUGCUGUCAACGAGACCCAAGAGAACGAGUUGAAGGCAAUGUUUACACAGUGCCAGACCAGGAUCAUUCAGAUCUAGUGCUUUCCUUGUAGCAUUACUUUGCAGUCGUUUGUCAUGUAGAAACUUCCUGUAACGUAGCAGUAGCAAAAGCUUGCACAUAGCAUCACUACUCGGCCAAGAAAUGUGCUCUUGAGAUUGCCCUUGAGUUGAAAUUGCCCAUGUUAAUAAUGACUCUUGUACAGAAUUGACAAAUGUAUCCCAAAGCCCACGAUAACAGUUACUAUAUUUACAUGCACAUAGUUAGAGAUUCCUCCACUCUCGAGAGCACUGAAUCAUAGAUCUUUCGCCAUGCAACCUUGCACACUGAUAUUGUCACAUGUCCUCUUUUAUGGUUUAACUAGUUUUCAGAUGAAUGCUGAAUAAAUGUCUCAGCGAGUACAUAGCACUGCUUGAGUACUUUUGGGGGGGGGCAUAAUUUCCUAAGUGUUAGUGCUCCAUCCAAAUCUUAAGUCACUCCAGAAAUAGUUCUACUCUAUGAUUAGCUUAAGAGACAAACAACCAAGAAUAAAGAAGAUAUUUAGGCUUUUAAACUCAUCUAGUUUGAGAGAUGGUUUUCAGAGUGUUUCUGUAUGUGUAAACAUGUUACUGUCGUUUGUCUGAAGUAAUUGAAUGACCCACAAUGCUUGCACGUGAGGUUAAUGGUAACAACUGAUUUUUGACGAGGCAGGUAAGCAUUAGCUGCACGUUGAAAGACCAACUCUGACUUUAUCAUGUACUGUAAACCAUCCUGGCUACUUAUUGGCGUUUGUGACCUAGUACUACCCUUCAGUUUGUAACAGUUGUAGAAACCAACCAAAUAUCUUUUGUGAUUCCCAAAGGACUAUUCUGUGUUAAAUAUUACCCUUUGUAUAGCUGUCAGAAACUAGCCAGACAACAUAAUCUAUGUAGUUAAUCCUAUGUAAUAUCAAUGUUGUCAAGUGUAACUUAGAAGAUAUACUGCUGUAGAAAUAAUGACCACAUAAGAGCUUUAGUAAGAGUAUCAUGGUUGUUGAUAUGUACAGUGAGUAUUGUCUAUCUGUCUCUGAGUAGAGCUGUCUUUUAAGCUUUUUGUAUUGAUGCUAGGGUGAAGCUUAAAGAGGGAUGAGCAUUAUAUUUAGAAAAGAACGCCCAGUUCUGUCAUUGUUAACCACGACUAACCAGAAAACAUCUGGUUGGAGCCGUUUUUGAUAGAUCUAUGUAAUGGAAUAACUAUUCUGGUAAUGUUGUAAUAAUGAAGUACAUGAUGGUUUACUUGAGCUGAAUCCUUAGCUGGCAUUAUAAAUUGAAACUGCAUGUUUGACAAAGACAGGCGAGUAGCAUAUAGUAGGUAUAUAUGCAACUGCACCCAACCAGUUACUAGAAACACUGAUGCUUUAUGCACUCCCCAAACUUAAAGCAUAUUUGCCUUAACAGGGAACUAAAG